This is a messenger RNA of Rhizophagus irregularis DAOM 181602=DAOM 197198, 313 nucleotides long. The record is from RefSeq and is a predicted model, not a curated record. Lineage: Eukaryota; Fungi; Glomeromycota; Glomeromycetes; Glomerales; Glomeraceae.
AUUUUUCAUGACCAGCUUUUUCAUAUACGAAUAUAAAUAUUUAAGCGUAUCAUUUAGCUUUUUCAUAUGCGAAUAUAAAUACUUAAGCGUGACAUUUUUCAUGACCAGCUUUUUCAAACUCAUUUUUACAUUUCCAUAUUCCUUUUCUCCAAAUUAUAUAACCCAAUGAGAUGAAAGUUAAUUCAAAUAAAGCAGAUAAUGAGAAUAAAGAGAUAGAUAUUUUCAAUAAACCGUCAUGUUCAGAACAAUAUAUUUCAUCGCAUAAAUUUUUUAUAAAAUUGAUUAAAGAUGAAUAAAGAAGAAUUGGAAUUAU